CAUUAUCUUCUUCUAAGUUCUAACCAAAAACCCUAGAAACUCUAUCUCUCGCAUUACACACACUCUCUCUCUCUUCUCUCUAGAAUCCACAAUAUUUCUCACACAGCUCCAAUUUCUGGCGCUCUCAACGGAGUUUGAGAGAGCCUAAAUAGAACAAGAAACGCAAACAUGGCGGACGUGAUGGUGAUGAAAGAGAUCGAGGCCACGGCGGCAAACCUCGGAAUCGAUCUCGACAAACUCGACCUCGACUCCAUUCGCCUCCCUCCCGGCGAAGACUUCAGCAUCGUAAGUGAUGAUGAAGAUAUUUAUCAAGGGGAUAAUCUGGAGUUGAACACUGGGUUUGGCAAUGUUAUCAUUGUUGAUAAUCUCCCUGUCGUUACUCGGGAAAAAUUUGGGAAGCUUGAAACCGUUGUUCGUAAAAUCUACAGUCAGAUUGGUAUGAUCAAGGAGGAUGGCCUUUGGAUGCCUGUCGAAUACGAUCCCGAGUCUAAGUCUGAGAAAACCUUAGGCUAUUGCUUUAUUGAGUUUAAUACUCCUCUGGAAGCUGAGCUUGCAAAGGAGAAGACAAAUGGGUACAAGUUGGACAAGGCUCACAUUUUUGCAGUGAACAUGUUUGAUGAUUUUGAUAGGUUCAUGAAAGUUCCAGAUGAGUGGGCCCCUCCUGAAUUUAAGCCAUAUACUCCAGGGGAAAAUCUUCAACAAUGGCUGACUGAUGAAAAAGCUCGUGAUCAGUUUGUGAUUCGUGCUGGUUCAGAUACUGAGGUUUUAUGGAAUGAUGCAAGGCAUCUGAAGCCUGAGCCAGUUUAUAAGCGUGCUUUCUGGACCGAAAGUUUUGUGCAGUGGUCCCCAUUGGGGACUUACUUGGCAACAGUUCACAGGCAAGGUGCUGCUGUUUGGGGUGGUGCCAGCACCUUUAAUCGCCUUAUGCGUUAUGCUCAUCCUCAGGUUAAACUGAUUGAUUUUUCCCCUGGUGAGAAAUAUUUAGUGACCUAUAGCAGCCAUGAACCAAGUAAUCCUCGUGAUGCGAAUAGGGUUGUGAUAAAUAUUUUUGAUGUGAGAACUGGAAAAGUGAUGAGAGAUUUCAAGGGAAGUGCUGAUGACUUUGCUAUUGGAGGAACUGGUGGUGUUACAGGGGUGUCAUGGCCUGUUUUCAGAUGGGCAGGAGGUAAAGAGGACAAAUAUUUUGCUAGAAUUGGGAAAAAUAUUAUUUCUGUCUAUGAAACAGAGACCUUUUCACUUAUUGACAAGAAAUCCCUGAAGGUAGAAAAUGUAGUGGAUUUCAGUUGGUCACCUACAGAUCCAAUUCUUGCACUCUUUGUUCCUGAAUUGGGGGACCAUCCUGCUAGGGUGAGUCUAAUGCAAAUCCCAAGUAAAGAUGAGUUAAGGCAGAAGAAUCUUUUCAGUGUUAGUGAUUGCAAAAUGUACUGGCAAAGCAAUGGGGAUUAUCUUGCUGUUAAGGUUGAUCGCUAUACAAAAACGAAAAAAAGCACAUACACAGGCUUUGAGCUUUUCCGUAUAAGAGAGCGAGAUAUUCCCAUUGAGGUUUUUGAGCUUGAGAAUAAGAAUGACAAGAUUAUUGCCUUCGCUUGGGAGCCAAAGGGCCACAGGUUUGCCGUUAUCCAUGGUGAUAACCCAAGACCUGAUAUAAGUUUCUACUCAAUGCGCUCUGCAAACAAUACAGAGAAGGUUAAAAAGCUCACUACUCUGAAAGGGAAGCAGGCAAAUGCUCUUUUCUGGUCACCUACUGGGCGCUUCAUUAUACUCGCAGGAUUAAAGGGUUUCAAUGGACAGCUGGAGUUUUACAAUGUUGAUGAGCUUGAAACCAUGGCAACAGCUGAGCAUUUUAUGGCAACAGAUAUUGAAUGGGAUCCAACCGGAAGGUAUGUUGCAACUGCAGUGACUUCCGUACAUGAGAUGGAAAAUGGUUUCAACAUAUGGUCCUUCAAUGGCAAGCUACUUUAUAGGAUCCUGAAGGAUCAUUUCUUUCAGUACUUGUGGCGCCCAAGACCACCAUCAUUCUUGAGUCCUGAGAAAGAGGAAGAGAUAGCAAAGAACUUAAAGAAGUACAGUAAGAAGUACGAGGCAGAGGAUCAGGAUGUAUCAAUGCUAUUGAGUGAGCAAGAUCGUGAGAAGCGGAAGAUGUUGAAGGAUGAAUGGGAGAAGUGGGUCAAUGAGUGGAAGCAUUUGCACGAAGUAGAAAAACUCGAGAGGGAGAAACUCAGGGAUGGAGAAGCCAGCGAUGAAGAGGAAGAGUACGAGGCAAAAGAAGUUGAAGUUGAGGAGAUAUUGGAUGUUUCAGAGGAGGUCCUUUCGUUUGAGGACUGAUAUCAGUGAUGAUUUUUGAGAGCUUUUAGAUCCCUAUAUUUAGAGCACUACUCACCAACAGCGCUCUUCCAGAUGAAGAGCGUUUGGACUAAUAUUUUGAGGUUUUCUUCUUCUUCAUUUUUUUUUUUUUUUUUUUCAACCCCUUGAAUUUUUCAUAGCGCCAUCUGGUGAGCGAAUGUUAUGUUUCUUUGUAAUUUUGUUUUUUUUAAAAAUAUAAUUAUUGACUACAGUUUUGUUAGUCUGAACAGCAUAA
This is a messenger RNA of Quercus lobata, 2578 nucleotides long. RefSeq names its product eukaryotic translation initiation factor 3 subunit B-like. Gene Ontology annotation, molecular function: RNA binding; translation initiation factor activity; translation initiation factor binding. Lineage: Eukaryota; Viridiplantae; Streptophyta; Magnoliopsida; Fagales; Fagaceae. Gene Ontology annotation, biological process: translational initiation. Gene Ontology annotation, cellular component: eukaryotic translation initiation factor 3 complex. Bases 169 to 2325 code for a protein of 718 amino acids. The record is from RefSeq and is a predicted model, not a curated record. The transcript has 11 exons.